Messenger RNA from Eruca vesicaria subsp. sativa (arugula), 867 nucleotides. The record is from the annotation of a GenBank genome assembly. Lineage: Eukaryota; Viridiplantae; Streptophyta; Magnoliopsida; Brassicales; Brassicaceae.
GUUUCGGACUUCAAUCUCGAAUUCAAACCAGUUCAUAUAAGUUCGAUAGCGACGUCAGAAAGUUUGAAACCAAAAUUACCAGGAAAGAAAAAGAUAAGAUAAAACAAGAAAAGUGACAAAAAUAUGCAAAAAUAAAAAUAAAAUAAAAAAAGCGAGUGAUCCGUGAUGCCCCAAUCGAUUCGCUCUUUCACGCGCCUACGUAUCCGUGUGAACUCACGCGCUUCUCUUGUCACCGACUUUAUCAUCUCUCGUCUCCCACUAUAAAAUCUCAUGUUUCCCUUCUUCCGAUUCUACACAGACAUCUCCCGCUAAUUUCGAUAUUGCCACUGAACGUACCAACUAAACCGAUAAAUAAAACCGAAACCGGUUAAAGCUAUGAGCAAUUUAUUAAACACCGAGACACUAACUCGGAGCGACUCGGUUGUUAAGAAGCGAGUCAUACACGAGUUGGACGAGCUAGUUCUCGACUCGCCCGACGUGAAGCGGUUGAGAGACGAUUUAUUCGACGACUCGAGUCAUGACUCAGCGAGUCAAGAUCUCGACUCGUUGAUGAAAAGCUUCGAGGAUGAGCUCUCCACCACGACGGCGCAAGGCUCCGGCGAGACUCUGCCGGAUCUCGGAUACCUUUUCGAAGCUUCCGACGACGAGCUAGGUUUGCCUCCGCCGCCACCGGCGCCGUCUAAGAUUCUUCCUCCGUCGUCGGAGGAGACGGAGAAGACGGUGGCGGAAUUGGUAUGUGGAUUUGAGGAGAAUGUUACGGGGUUUGGAGAUUUCGAGCUUGAUGAUGGACUAUUCGAAUAUUCUGAUGUUUAUUUAGAUUCCGGUGACUUGUUUUCAUGGCGGCCGGAAAGUUUACCGGCGGAGUAA